AUGGAGGUUGGAGACACUAGAGGGGUAUUGGAAUAUUUACAAGGGAUGCAAAACAGAGACUUAAAUUCUUCGUAUUCCAUUCAAGUGGAUGAAGAUGAUAUGAUUACAAACAUAUUUUGGGUCGAUGGUAGAAUGAGAGCAGACUAUAUUGAUUUUGGGGAUGUAGUUUCUUUCAACACUACGUAUAGAAAAUAUAAGGAAAAUCGUCCCUUGGCCUUGUUUGUUGGUGUUAAUCACCACAGGCAAACAAUAGUUUUUGGUGCAACACUUUUAUACGAUGAGACUAUUCCCUCGUUUGAGUGGUUGUUUGACACUUUCGUCAACACCAUGUACGGAAGAAAGCCAACUAGAAUUUUGACAGAUCAAGAUCCAACUAUGGCAAAUGCGUUGGCUUCGAGGUGGCCUGAGACUCAUCACAGAUGUGUUUAUGAUUUUGACGAAGAGGAUGAGUUUUUGCACGAAUGGAAUGAAAUGUUGGUAAAGUACAAUUUGGUAGAUAAUGAUUGGUUGAGAAGGUUAUUCAAUUUGAAAGAAAAAUGGGCGUUGGUGUAUGGUCGUCAAUUCUUUUGUGCUGAUAUUACGACGACACAGCGUAGUGAGAGUAUUAACAGUGUGAUUAAAAGGUAUUCUAGUUCAAAGAACAACUUGCGGGUGUUUUUUGAAAAUUUUGAAAAUUUGGUUAAAUCUCGUCGAUAUGAACAGUUGCAGGCCGAUUCCAAAGCAAGUACUAGUGCGUACGUGCUUCCAUUGUCAAUUCAGCUCUUGAAACAUGCCGCGAGUGUGUAUACCCCAGAAGUUUUUAAAAUAUUUCAGAAGGAAUUGGGAAAAGCGUAUGAUUGCUUUGGAACUGUUACUAGAUCGCAUGAAACUAUUACGGAAUAUCAUGUUAGCUAUCUUGAGAGAUCAAGGUACCAUAUUGUGAAAUAUGAUUCAUCAGAUAAGACAGUUGCUUGUAGUUACAAGAAAUUUGAUUUUUCUGAAAUAUUAUAUUCUCAUAGACUGAAAAUUCUCACAAAAAAUGAUGUAUUGAAAAUUCUGGAUCAAUAUAUACUGAAGAGGUGGACGAAAGAUGCAAGGCUAGGUGAUUUGCAUAGUAGAAUGUAUGUCGGGGACCACAGUAUGGAUGAUCCGAAAAAAAGUCGAAAAGAGAAUUAUGAUGGUAUAUCUUUAAAGGGCGUUGACAAUGUUGGUAUGAACAAUAAAGACAACAUUCACAUAAAAGGUAUAAACAAUAGGACGAAGACAUUCACUAAUAAGGCCUACUUAGCAUCCGGUAGCAUUGCAUUGCAGUCUUAUCAAAUCCCUCGAGAGCAGAUUGCAAUAGUGAACCAAAUAUCAAAUAUACAAUCUCAUUAUUGCAAUGAGUCCGUUUAUUCUAUGAAGUUCACAGAAUUACUUGAGAAUGUUUUCAUCGGAUCAGAAGCUGUUGAACAGCAUUUGAUCGUGACCACUAGAGACCUCACACUUAUUUUGGAUGAACCUUUGCACUGUGUUGGACCCCAAGUCCAAAAUGACUUAAAUGUCGAAGAUAGUGACUUCCAUCAGGCUGCGGAGCUUCCAUGGAGCAAGAAGAUAUGA
Molecule: messenger RNA, 1578 nt
Organism: Andrographis paniculata
Lineage: Eukaryota; Viridiplantae; Streptophyta; Magnoliopsida; Lamiales; Acanthaceae
Product: protein FAR-RED IMPAIRED RESPONSE 1-like
Exons: 7
Coding region: 1-1578 (525 amino acids)
Biological process (GO): regulation of DNA-templated transcription
Source: RefSeq, a predicted model, not a curated record